Vigna unguiculata (cowpea) is the source of this 1085-nucleotide messenger RNA. RefSeq lists its product as uncharacterized. Lineage: Eukaryota; Viridiplantae; Streptophyta; Magnoliopsida; Fabales; Fabaceae. The record is from RefSeq and is a predicted model, not a curated record.
UAAGAACAAACAUGAGAUUGUGACUUUUGAAGGUUUCUUCAAUAAAACUACUCUCUUCUCUAUCCUCCUUGGCAUUCCCACCCAAAAACACUUUUUUUCCCUUUUUUUUAUUUUUCAACCAAUCCAAACCCUUUUUCUCUUUUCUCUUCAUUCAUUGUAAUUACAUAAUCUUUUCUUUCUUAUGAUCACAACAACCAAAACCAUUUCUUUCCUCAACCCAAACUUCAUCAACGUUAUCCAAUUGCGUCCUUUAUAUAUAUUAUUAUUAUUAUUCUGUUUCUGCGGAUUUUCAGGAACAACAAAAACAUAAGCUAAAACAAAAAACAAGACACCAUCAUGAGAGGAAGAAGAGGAGGACACCAAGACCAACAAUCUCGCGCCUUGUACGACCUCUCCGCUCUCGUUCUCAACCUCAUCCGAUCGCCUCCUGCGCCGUUGCCCUUCUCCCACGGCGUUCCGCCGGUGCCGUCUCGCCGAUCGCCGCUGCCUCAGAUAUCGCCGGCCGGGUUCGCGUCGCUGCUGCUGGGAAUCUCGCUGACUCUCAUGCUGUGUGGAUCGGUGACGUUCUUCAUCGGGUUCGUGUUGAUGCCGUGGGUUCUGGGAUUGGCGAUGCUCUUCUACGUCGCCGGAAUCGUCUCCAGCCUCUCCGUCUUCGGCCGCUCUAUUCUCUGUUACGCCACCGCGCCGCCCUCGCCGCGUAAGGACUUUCCCGCGUGGUAGCUUCAUGAAGUGACAAAUGAAGAAUGAAAAAUGAGAAGGGUGGAGGGUUUUGUGCUACCUCAGCAAUACAUUAUUAAAGAUUACGAAGCUGCUCCUUUUCAGGAAUCGUGAUAUUUGAUGGAUGUGGCUUAUAUCUCUGUGCAUAAGAAAUAGCUUUGUAAAUUCUGAAGAAUUAUGGAAUCACUGUUACCUUGUUUUAUUUUGGCACAUAACUUGCUAAUUUCUCAAGCAUAGGCUGUUGAAUUUCCAUUUGUUCAGUAGUAGAACAGAAAGAGAAUGGAAAUAUGAUUUGACUCCUGAGAAACAGGGGUUGCAUUGGAUCAAAAAAAUUUCUUUUGAAUCGUAUGGUUCUUGUGUUUCAUGUC